GAUGCACCAUCAAUUUAAUAGGAAAUUUUCAAAGCAACUGUAGGGAGAGCAGAAGUAUGUAUCAAUUUGUAGUAUGCUUUUUAAUUUCAGCAACAUUAAAAUGUAAACAUAUAUACAUAUUAAAAUUGAGGAAAUGUGGUGACGCCUAAUUCCCAGAGUUGUUCUGAAAAUUAAAUAAGGUUCUCAUUCCACAUUGUUAAGUGUUACAAUGCAAAUAUUAUUACUUGCCUCACCCAUCCCACAGCCCAGCCUUUAAUAAUAUACUAGGGACUUGAAAAAAAAUGGAUAUGUCAUUCAAUUUGGGGAUCAAAUUUUUUCAUGAGUGUCAUUUUUUAAAUGGAGGAUAUGUUAUUCGUUUGUUUUUUUUUUUUUUUUUUUAGACAGGGUCUCCCUCUGUCACCCAGGCUGGAGUGCAGUAGCGCAAUCUUGGCUCACUGCAACCUCUGCCCCCUGGGGUUCAAGCAAUUCUCGUGCCUCAGCCUCCCAAGUAGCUGGGAGCGUGUGCCACCAUGCCUGUCUAAUUUUUCUAUUUUUAGUAGAGACAGGGUUUCGCCAUAUUGGCCAAGCUGGUCUCGAACUUCUGACCUCAAGUGAUCCACCCGCCUCAGCCUUCCAAAGUGCUGGGAUUACAGGCAUGAGCCACGACAUCCAGCCAAGGGAUAUGUCAUUCUCAACAACAGCUAAUACACAGAGACUCUAGAACCAGAAGGAAUUUAUUUUUUCUGAGACAGAGUCUUGCUCUGUUGCCCAGGCUGGAGUGCAGUGGCACCAUCUUGCCUCACUGCAACCUCCACCUCCAAGGCUCAAGCAAUUCUCCUGUCUCAGCCUCCUGAGUAGCUGGGACUACCAGCACCCGCCACCACGUCUGGCUAAUUUUUGUGUGUUUUUUGUUUGUUCGUUUGUUUGUUUUGUUUUGUUUUGUUUUUUUGAGGCAGAGUCUCCCUCUGUCGCCCAGGCUGGAGUGCAGUGGUGCGAUCUUGGCUCACUGCAAGCUCCACCUCCUAGGUUCACACCAUUCUUCUGUCUCAGCCUCCCAAGUAGCUGGGACUACAGGUGCCCGCCACCACACCCGGCUAAUUUUUUGUAUUUUUAGUAGAGAUGGGAUUUCACUGUGCUAGCCAGGAUGGUCUUGAUCUCCUGACCUCUUGAUCCACCUGCCUUGGCCUCUUAAAGUGCUAGGAUUACAGGCGUGAGCCACCGCACCUGGCCAAAUUUUUGUAUUUUUAGUAGAGACAGGGUUUCACCAUAUUGGUCAGGCUGGUCUCGAACUCCUGACCUUGUGAUCCAGCCGCCUCGACCUCCCAAAAUGCUGGGAUUACAGGCAUGAGGCCCCAGAAAGAAAUUUAAAGUUCAGUGAAUUUUAUCCCCAAAGUUUAUAAUAGGGAGAAACAGAGGUUCAGACAACUAAAAUGACUUCUCUAUAUGCAUAUGGUUCAUGGCACAGUUGAGACAGAAAGAGGACUUUUUAUAGGUAAUGUUGACAAUUGUUAGUAAUUAUGAUUAUAUACAGUGAAGCAUUGAAGCUAGCUUUGUAACUUCAGUUCAGACAAAGGAGUGGUAGGAUGCUAAUCCCCCAAAUGCACAAUGUUUUAGCAAAAGUACAGUGCGAGGAUAAGCUGAUUUAUGUCGUAGAAUUGAGGUGGUGGGGAUUGAGAGAGUGAAAGCUGUCAGAAUCAAAAUGGAGUCACUAAUGUUAAAAAAAAAAAAAAGAAAAAAGAAAAAAGGCUCUGACAAAUAGAGCCAUGAAGGGAGAAUUUUCAUGCAUAAAUGCCUCGUAACAAAAACGACCACAAAAGACUCCAAAACCUACAACCUUGCACAGAGGCCAUCACAACCCUACACCAAAAAAUACUUCUAUCAGGACAUCUGCCCAGCAACUGCCUGUCCAGCCUUGAACUGGCAUCACCCUUGUUAUUGAUAUUUGUAGCCAAAGGUAAUUAUUUCAAAACAAUUAUGCAAUCUUCCUCAUUUUUUUCCCUUAAAAACCUCUGUCUUCUUUACCUCCCUGAAUACACACAGAGUUUACUAUGGCAAGCAUCUUUCCAUUGCGGUACUUUUUUCCCAAAUAAACCUCUCUUCUUUUAGAGAGCCUGUCUCUUUGUUAUGACAAGGUGACAAGAGUGCAUGAGAAAUGCAUAGGUGUAGAAUUCUGAUGUACUAGAUCACCUCCUCCCCGUGGAAAACAAAACUACACUCAGCCUGAGUGGAGGAGUGCUUGAACUGUAAGUCCUUCUGUACAGGAAAGGAGUCACACACCCCUCCAGGACGCCACCCCUACCCCCAAGCAGUUUGUUUUGGUCCAAAAAUGACAAAGGAGACUGGACCUCAGCUAUAUGGCUAGUGGUCUGGGGCAGACCUGUUCACAGUAGAACCAUAAGAGGUUACGACUUCCCUUGUGGUCACCAGGAGGCUGGGCUGAGCCGGCGUAAAUGACGGCACUUGCUAGGGUCACAGAAAUGCAUCUUUAAGUGCAUUCAAUUACAGACCUACCCAUACACUGCGUUUCUGACAUGACCCUGUAGAUUCCACAGCACAUUUCUGGAAGGCUUAUCUGAGAGUUGCAGGCAGGAUCCAGCUCAUUGUGGCUUUAUCUACACAAGGCAGAUGAGGACAAGGCUGUUACCAUCUCCCAUCUGUGGCUACUGAUGCCUGGUUAAAUAAUUGUUCCAAGCCCCCUACCUGAGGGGAAGUAGAGUCAGGUCUCUUAAUGGUGUGCAAUGCUCUAUCUGGCCUUAGCUUGGCCUGCUCUUCAACUUUGACACAAACUGGAAGCAAGCUGCAAAGCCGGACUAAAGAUUCAUAGGAUUUUAAAACAGCCUGGCGUGGUGGCACAGGCCUGUAGUCCCAGCUACUUGGGAGGCUGAGGUAGGAGGAUCGCUUGAGUCCAGGAGUUCGAGGCUGUAGUGAGCUAUGAUCGUGCCACUGCACUCCAGCCUGGGCGACCCAGCGAGACUCCAACCGCCGCCCCCACAACAAAAACAGAAAGUAGGAAACGCCGUCUGUAUUUACAACUAGCUCGUUUAGUUCUCAGACAUGAGUAUUAUGACAAUAUUCAUUUGGCAGUUCAGGAUCCGAGCGAGGGAAAGCCUAAGCGAGCUGCUGAGUGGGGCCAGUGGUCCCGGGGCGUCCUGACUUCCAAGGCUCUGGGCCUUCGUGCUGCGGCCAGGAGCGCCUCGCCACGCCCCUCCCCAGGGGUCCCCCUGCAGGGGUUCCUGUCCCCUAGGCACCGAGCCCCAAGCCCCGGGCGCAGGCUGCAGCUUCCGCCUGCCUGACCCCGCCAGCCUGCGCCUCCUCACCCGGGGACUAGCAGAAGCCUGGGCCCGCGCCUGGCGCUACGACUCCGGUCUUUAGUCUUUGUUUGGAGCACGGGAGAACCUGGGAACGGAGGGAGGCAUGACUUCAAUAUUCAUAUCGUUGUUAAAUAAACGAUUUCCUAAUUUGUAUCUGUUUCAUGCCAGCGUGAAACUUCUGUAGGCAGAGCCGGCUGCGCUGCCAGCAUUUCCUUCUGCUGGUCCCCACCCACCUCUGCCUCCCCCACCUAGCGUUCCCUCGGCCGCAGCGGGGAAGAACAGCCAAGCAGACCAAACAGCCGGGGCCGCGGGUGGGAGGCUGUUCCCGCAGCUCGUGGCUGGCGUUGGAGAAUGUGGAGAUUUUCCCAUUCAUAAAAGGAACGUCCCCGUUUGCCGCCUUCCCUCCCGCCGCACACCGCCACAUCCGCAGCGGGGUAGGGCUGGGUCUGCGGGCGCUGGGUUCCCAGGGGCCUACCCGGGCGCGCUCUCGCCUUUCUCAGGAAGCCCCAUUUUGUGAGCGGCACCGCGUGUCCUCGCUCAGUCCGUGCACACAGUUGACCUGGAGCGCGGAUGAGCACCCUUGGUUGAAACGAAGAGACAAAAUGGCUUGUGGUUCAAUUCAUAAAUAAAACCUCACCCUUGGACUUCAGGCUGCCCGACAUUUUGGGACUUGGAUUUUUUUUGCUUUAUCAUAGUUUUAGGAAGCGACUGUCAGGCCAUGUUGCCUAUCCAUUUCUAAACGACUGGCUUUUUAGGAUCCCGUUUUCACCCUUCUAUGGCGGUGGGUUGGGGGUGGGGGGUGGAACUGGAGUGGCCCAGGGAGACGAUGGCAGGGACGGGGCGGAGCAGGGCGUUGUACUAAUUCAAGAUGCAAUCUCCAUCCAAAUAAUGGAUUGUUAUUAACAAUGAUCCUCUCUGCAAAACCCUUAAAAUUGCCCCUUGAUUCCCUAGCAGCAAGAGGCGAGCCCUUAUUCGCUGAGCUGAAGCCUCCUCCCCCCUCCUCCCCAUUACUCUCUGCUCUGGAAAUUACAACUCCUCGGCGCGCGGCGCGGGGAGGCAGCGGCAGCGGCGGGAGGGAGGCGGGGAGGGGAUUCCCGAGCCAGCCGGGCGCUCGCCCUCCGCCGGCCGGCUGCAGCGUCUCGCGGCCAAGGUCAGAGGCGCCGCAGGAGCAGCAGCUGGGAACCAGGGAAGCGGGUCAAUCCCGGCCGCAGGGAGGAAACCCCAGGGCGCAGUCAGCCGGCGUCCACAGCCGCCGAGGAGGAGGGUGAGCGGCUGUCUCCGGGCCAGUCGAUUCCCGCCGAGGUGGCCGCGGCCCCAGCGACCCGGCGGGUGGCGGCCCAGGGGUCGGCGAGCGGGCAGCUGGAGCCCCACCUUCGGCUCCCGGGCGCUGUCCGCCGCCUCGUGGUGCUGAUCCCAGCCCCACGGCUGAGCGGCCUUCGCACCUGCCUGCUCACCUCGCGAUCACCCGGAUAAGGAGCUGGGCGGGGGCAGAAGGGUGGCCUCGGGGUAGCCGCCCACCGGAGCCAGGGGCUGAAGCAGCGAGCGCACAGCAGCCCGGCCGCUGGUCCUGGGGUGGAGAGGAGGCGCGCGCUGCAGCCGGCGGCGGCGCUGGUGCUGACUCAUCACCUAAAGCUCCUCGCAGGCCACCGCGAGGGCAGCCGACCGGCUCCGGACUCUGGAUGCAGGUUGAAGCCGCUGGUGCGGGAGCCCCGCGGGCAGGAGGUGAGGACCCCCGCCCUUCUCUCGCCCCCCAAUCAUCUUAGGGCGGUGGCUACAGGACAGAGAGAGGGGCGUGCCCCUCGGCUGUGAAGUGGGCAUGCCCGUGUGAUGCCCCCGCCCGCCAUCUCACCGGGGCGCACCACGCUGGUCCUCCUCCGCCAGUCUCCCGAGCUCCGGCCAUUCAUCCCCAGCGCAGAGCAGCGUGGGCAGCAGGCGCCGCGAUGGAGGAAGAGCUGAAGUGUCCCGUGUGCGGCUCUCUGUUUCGGGAGCCUAUCAUUCUGCCCUGUUCCCACAAUGUCUGCCUGCCUUGCGCUCGCACCAUCGCGGUGCAGACCCCGGACGGUGAGCAGCACCUGCCCCAGCCGCUCCUGCUUUCCCGGGGCUCCGGGCUGCCGGCGGGCGCCGCCGCCGCUGCCUCUCUGGAGCACGACGCUGCGGCGGGCCCGGCUUGCAGCGGUGCAGGCGGGAGUGCAGCUGGCGGCCUCGGCGGCGGUGCGGGAGGUGGCGGAGACCACGCGGACAAGCUCAGCUUGUACAGCGAGACAGACAGCGGCUACGGGUCCUACACCCCGAGCCUCAAGUCCCCCAACGGGGUUCGAGUGCUGCCCAUGGUGCCCGCACCACCCGGCUCCUCGGCUGCGGCGGCUCGGGGUGCUGCCUGCUCCUCGCUGUCCUCGUCUUCGAGCUCCAUCACGUGCCCUCAGUGCCACCGCAGCGCCUCCCUGGACCACCGCGGCCUGCGCGGCUUCCAGCGCAACCGGCUGCUCGAGGCCAUCGUGCAGCGGUACCAGCAGGGCCGCGGGGCCGUGCCGGGUGCGUCUGCAGCCGCGGCGGUGGCCAUCUGCCAGCUAUGCGACCGCACCCCGCCAGAGCCAGCAGCCACGCUCUGCGAGCAGUGCGACGUCCUCUACUGCUCUGCCUGCCAGCUCAAGUGCCAUCCAUCCCGGGGACCCUUCGCCAAGCAUCGCCUGGUGCAGCCGCCGCCGCCGCCGCCAGCGCCCGCCGAGGCAGCCUCCCGGCCCACUGGCGCCGCCCAGGGCGCCCCCAGCGGAGGCGGCGGCUGCAAGAGCCCGGGAGGCGCGGGGGCCGGGGCGACUGGGGGCAGCACGGCCCGCAAGUUCCCCACGUGUCCCGAGCAUGAAAUGGAGAACUACAGCAUGUACUGCGUGAGCUGUCGAACCCCGGUGUGUUAUCUGUGCCUGGAGGAGGGCCGGCACGCCAAGCACGAGGUGAAGCCGCUGGGGGCCAUGUGGAAGCAGCACAAGGCACAACUAUCUCAGGCCUUAAAUGGAGUUUCGGAUAAGGCAAAGGAAGCAAAGGAGUUUCUGGUUCAGCUAAAGAACAUAUUGCAGCAGAUCCAGGAAAACGGACUGGACUACGAAGCCUGCCUGGUUGCUCAGUGUGAUGCCCUUGUGGAUGCUUUAACUCGUCAGAAAGCCAAGCUGCUCACCAAGGUGACUAAAGAGAGGGAACACAAGUUGAAGAUGGUUUGGGACCAGAUCAAUCACUGCACAUUGAAGCUGCGUCAGUCCACCGGACUGAUGGAGUACUGCCUGGAGGUGAUCAAGGAGAACGACCCCUCCGGGUUCUUACAGAUCUCAGAUGCUCUGAUCAAGCGCGUCCAGGUGUCUCAGGAGCAGUGGGUCAAAGGCGCCCUGGAGCCGAAAGUGUCUGCGGAGUUUGAUCUGACUUUGGACAGCGAGCCGCUGCUGCAGGCCAUCCACCAGCUGGACUUCAUUCAGAUGAAAUGUAGGGUGCCACCCGUCCCCCUACUGCAGCUGGAGAAAUGCUGCACCCGUAACAACAGCGUCACGCUGGCCUGGAGGAUGCCACCCUUCACCCACAGCCCCGUGGACGGUUACAUCCUGGAGCUGGACGACGGCGCCGGGGGGCAGUUCCGGGAAGUGUACGUCGGUAAGGAGACUUUGUGUACCAUCGACGGUCUUCACUUCAACAGCACCUACAAUGCCCGAGUCAAAGCUUUCAACUCUUCUGGUGUUGGGCCUUACAGUAAAACUGUCGUCCUGCAGACAUCCGAUGUGGCCUGGUUCACGUUUGACCCCAACUCUGGGCAUCGGGACAUCAUUUUAUCUAACGACAACCAGACGGCCACCUGCAGCAGCUAUGAUGACCGGGUGGUGCUGGGCACAGCUGCAUUCUCCAAGGGCGUGCACUACUGGGAGCUGCACGUGGACCGGUACGACAACCACCCAGACCCCGCCUUCGGGGUGGCCAGGGCCAGCGUGGUCAAGGACAUGAUGCUGGGCAAGGAUGACAAGGCCUGGGCCAUGUAUGUGGACAACAACCGCAGCUGGUUCAUGCACUGCAACUCCCACACCAACAGGACGGAAGGCGGCGUGUGCAAGGGGGCCACCGUGGGCGUGCUGCUGGAUCUGAAUAAGCAUACCCUCACCUUCUUCAUCAACGGGCAGCAGCAGGGCCCCACAGCCUUCAGCCACGUGGAUGGGGUCUUCAUGCCAGCCCUCAGCCUCAACCGCAAUGUGCAGGUCACCCUGCACACAGGAUUGGAAGUGCCGACUAACCUGGGGCGGCCAAAGCUGUCAGGCAAUUAGCCCCACUCCAGCUGGGCACUGCACCUGUGACAGUGACAUUCACAGGCAAAACGCCCACCAUUCUCACUAAGCUCAAAUAACCCACAAAAGCAGGAUACGCAAGUCAUGGGUGCAACCUGGCAGCAUGGAGUGUCACAGAAACACAUUUUCUUGGGGACGCAGGGAAUGGGUCCACGGGCCGUGCUCACAGCUGCCACUGUCAGUGGCAAAGGCAGGUACGUGUGUCACCCUCAUUCCACCUAGACAUUACGAACACUCCCCAAGAAGGACCUUUCUCAAGGGAGUCAGCAUGCGGGCUUCAUGUCUAUGUUUCCUGCCAUCUGUUUUCAAAGCUUGUCUUUUUUUGGAGGGAGAGGAAGGUAGACUUUGAGACUGGCCUCCUGAGAGCGGCAGUCAGGAGCUGCGCUGUAAUCCCAUGCCCCGGGUGUUGGCCCUCCGUGGGGACCCCGCCUCCUCAGAGUCCCGAAGAUUGCAGAUUCUCAUCAUGCUGAGAAAGUUAUCUUCUAGCUUCUUGGUCCUAGAGUCUUUAGUAGCACCUGCCACUUGCAGACCCAAUGCAGGAUUGAUAGAAAGGGACAUUAAUCAUUCAUGCUUGACUUUUGCCUCUCUCACUGAAGUGUUGAGAGCCUUUCAAAAUGGCUUCCUUUAUUAAUCAGCCAAUUGUGUUCUCUCUCUCUCUCUUUUCCUCCUUCCUUCAUUUCUUCUCCCUCCCUCCUUCUCUCUCUCUCUCUUCUCUCUCUCCUUCCCUCCCUCCUUUGCUCUCUCUUUCUUCCUUUCCUCCUUCUCUCUCUUAUUUUCCUCCAUCCCUGCCUCUUUCUUCCCUCUUUCCCUCUCUUUCCCUCCCUCCUUCUCUCUCUCUCUCUCUCACACACACACACACACACACACACUCGGCUCCACCAAUUUUAGAAUGGCAGUCUACUAAAAUUAAUUCACGCAGUUCUUAGUUCUUAAAUCCACGUGAAAACACAAGAAUUUUAACUAUGUCGUAAGUAUUUGCCUGUUGGUGGCUCCUUUCUGAAACUGGCAGCCCAAGAAGUUAAUUGAAAAUGCAUCCAGAUUGCUCUUCUGAGCUGAACCACUCUCAGACUCAUAAGCAUUUAAGAUGGGAGACCCUGGGAAAGCCUGUCCUAGUCAGUCCACCCUAUUGUCAUUAUGAAAGCAUCAUGAACACAAGUGGCCCCUGUGGCAGGCCGGCACAGCUCUGCCCUGAUGUGGUUGGCGGGAUCUCUGGGGAAGGCAGAAAUAGAAGGGCAGUAUCAGGUACCUCGUCUCCCAGCUUCCUACUGUAAGACUGGGUGUGCCGAGUCUGACUUGCCAGGGUGGGACUCUGGAAACACCAGGCUUCUCCCUUGAGAUCCACAUUGAUUCAUCCACACCUCUCAGAGACAGCUCACGGCAGGGGUUCUGAGCCUGCCAGGCUCUUGUUCCCAGGGAACCCUUCCUCUCCUCCCUCCUCUCAUCUUCCCAGUCACCUGCCACCUCCAGCUCCACCUGGUAGUAGCAUUUCUCUCUCCUUUUAAAAAGAAUAUAUUUUGUCAAGCAUUUUAUUUCUGAGGCUGAGAAGUGACUUGUCAAUUUGCUGGACUGGAUUUUUAUAAAACUCGCCUCAUUCACCGGCACCAACUGUGCGUCCUUGGUUCUGCCUUCCUGUUCAGACACCACGCCUGCUUUCUGAGUAAGUGCCUGCCAGAGCCAUGCAGGUACCCCCCCCCCCCCGCCUCCACUCAGCAGGCCCGACAAUCCUACCUCAAAGCUCAUGCUCUUGGUCUGCAAGGCUGCUUGGUCUGCGGUCUCUGCAGAUGUGGCUGGCAAGGCCAGCUGCCCCGUCUCCAGGAGCUGCUCGGUGCUGUGUUGCAGUCUCUGCUGCAAAGCCUGGGAGCUAUCUGCUUCGUGGAAGUCUAGGUCUUGCCUCUUCCUUGUCAUCUCACCAAGCGGUUUCUGGCUCUCCUCCUCCCAUCCCAGAGCCCCGUCCAGAGCCCUUGGUGGUAACACACAAGACCUGGGACCCUGUGUCCUUGCCCGCACCGCUGCCUCUGUCUCCCAUAUCCCUGCAGCUUCAUCCUUAGCCAUAGCUCUGGGUGGCCUUGGCUUGGAGCAUGGAGAAGAUCCUUAAAGAUUGAGGAUGAAGAGGAGCCACCACUUUCCUGGGGCCAAGGAAGCUGUCAGCUUUGGGAAGUGUCUAGCUCUCUUCUGAAAACAAACAGGCCUGAACCCUGCCCCCGGAAUGAGAUCGGGCUACGCAGGGCUGCCUGGUGACAGCAGCUUCUCACAGGGGAUCCCCGGGGAAGGCUGUGGAGCCUCCACCAUCACCACAGCCCAGGUCACCAGGUAGCCCCAGCUCAGUGGAAGAAUCGCCCAUCAUUGGAGCACGAGCUGCCUGGGGCUACCCUGAACCUAACCCCUUUGAGGGAGCAGCAUCCAGGUCAGGAGAGAAGUGGAAAGUGCAGGAGGGAAAUGCCCACAAAUUCAGUGGCCUCUUUCAGAAAAAAAUUCCCUGAAGUCCAGAGAGGUGCAGCCAGGACUCCCUCCUCCCCACUGCCACCCUGAGCUUGGGGGCUGGGAAUCUCCCUUUUCUGACUCCUCCAGGAGCCCAGAAGCAAUACGGCCGAUGCCAGGGACAGUAUCUAGCUCUCCUUCACAGACACCUCUCCUGUCUUCAGCACAAAACACCUUCAGUGUUCUGACUUCAAAGAGAAGGGCAGGUCCGUGCCACACGCUUGUGUUUUUGAGGGAUCAGAAAAGUGAAGAAGGAACUUAUCAAUUCCUCACGGCCAGGAAGGUCCCGGGUUUCAGAGUAGAGAUGACAGACAGGUCAUGGAAUUCUCAUCCACCAUCAAAUUCCAUAACACGUUACAUCAUGGUGGCACAUUUGUACAUAUAUAUAAAUGAUAUCAAGAUGAGGCUUUUGUUGGGCUGGCUGAGGAGUAACUUGGUGUAAAUCUAUCCAGCAGUUUCAGUGAAAAAGGAAUUCAAAGUAGUUUAAAAAUGUCGAGUUCCAUUGCAUUGUAAAUAGUGCCUCUGUAAUGUGGUUCUGCAGUUGUUCUUUGCUAGUGAGCAAGUUUGGUCAAAGUGUAUGCCUUUUCCUUUUAAAAUUAAUCUCUUCCGAAAAUAUCCACUAGCACCUCACUGCAUACAUAGCAUCCCAGCUCCUAAUUCAAAGCAGGGGAAGGUAUUUCCCCAAAGCCUGCUUUUCCCCUCUCUGUUCUCCUUGGGAAAAUAAUGAUUCCAAUUAAAGAGGACACCAGUAAUACUGACCCACAAGGUAACUGACCUAAAAACUAUAAAACUGUAUAUAGUUCCAGGCUGCAUCUUCAGCCUGAUGUGUAUUUUGUAGUUGCAACAGCACCCGAGGUGCCCUAUGGCCCACCAAGUUUGAGGAGGGCGGUGCUUUCCGGACUGAGCCUGGGCAGGCACUGUGGAGCUCACCAAGAGAGCUGGGGGCAGGCCCACCCUCCUCUUUGCGCCCUUUCUCUCCCUCUUGGUGCCCCUGCCCUCCGCCCCACCACAGCACUCUCAGGAAAGGAUCAGAAUGCAGGAUCUUUGUGUAUUUCUUCCAGGGAUAUUUGCAUUUAAGCCUUAAUUCUCAUUGCAAGCGAAAGGCUUGGUCCCCUGGGCAGGCACGUUUCAGCACCGGUGGGCAGCUGGUUCAGUGUCAAGGAGGCUGCUGCUGGUCCCAUGGCCACCUGCUGGCUGUGAGGUAGUGAGGGAGGGUCAAUCCUUAGGGGGAGUCAACAUGUGAAUGCUAAAGAACACUGCUGCACAGCCUGUGGGGUGGCGCCAGGGUUUCUCAACCUCUACUGACAUUUUGUGGUAGGUCCUGUACUCUGUAGGAUGUUUAGCAACAUGCCUGGUAUCUACCCAUCAUCUGCCAGUAGCAACCCCCAGGUUAGAUGUGACAACCAAAAGUAUCUGUAGACAUUACUAGAUAUCUCCUGGGGGCCUCCACAAGUUGAGAACCACCAGGUUAUGCCAGUGGUUUGUCAUGCGUGGAUCUGCAGAGGGACUGUGGCGCUCCGGCUGCAUUGUUCCAUAGAAAGCCUAUAUGUGACAAAGCUGCCGGCCUUUAUCUUGAUACCCAAGCCCAGGAUUUUCCAUGCGUCUUCAGGGGGCAGGUAGGGGAAAAUGGGGUGAGCCACCUCCAACAGAUGCCAACCUGUUGGGUCUCGAAUUUUUAUUCAGUGAAGAUGCCCCCUGCCCACUCCCCACUUCCUACAAAGCAAAACUCGUUACCUUUGUUUUCCUUGGCCACAUUUUACUGGAAGCAACAGGAACUUCUUAACGGGUUUGUGGCCCUCAGUUGGUUUUUUAAAAAAUCUAACAGAUGUUACUGGCAAAUAUUCAAGAUGGUGAUGCUGGAAAAUUUCAGGACUUUUCUUUUGCAAGUGAGCCAGUAGCUGCAUUUGUUGACUGCAUUCUUUGGCAGUUCCUCCCGGAAGAUCAAAGGACCCUGUAUCUUUAACCGUAUCUAGGCUGUAAAAAUAUGAGGGCAGGUUUCAGGCAGGAUGUAUUGAUCAGACACCAAGUUCAGCCAUCAGUUACUUCCCUCUUUUAACCUGGCUUUAAUAGUGAUUCAUGGUAUGAGUGGGGGCCAAUCUCUUAUCCUUUCUGUGCCUCAGUAUCCCCACCUGAAAUGGGACUAGUCAUACUAACCUACCUCCUCUGGUGUAUUGUGAGGAUUAUAUAAUAACAUUUUUAAAGAAAGAAAGUGCAGUCUUUCAUCUCUGGCAUCUAAGCUAAUGAUUCCCAUUCAGUGAAUCAAACCUUGGAGCGGGGGUUCCAGUGUUCUCUGACCAGUGUCUUCCAUCCAAGCCUCCUUGUGACCAGGGCAAGGAGCUGCCUGGCCUCCAGCGGGUAAAAUAGACCUUUAAGACAGGUUUCCUAUGACCAUAGAAAGUAACACCCCAUAUGUUUCCAUUCCUGGCGAGGCCUGUUUGAACGGCGCUCUGUGUGAGUGCUGUGAACAGGCUGCCUGUCAGCAGUCUCACUGGGAGGCCUCAAGGCCUCUGUGUGCAGAAGCCCCUUUAAACCAAGGAAGGACACUAACCCAGGCCUCUGCCUUCUUUGUUACCUAAGUUCUGGUAUCUAAGGGGUCUCUCGAUUCAUAGCUUGUCUCCUUUGUUUCGAGGGGUCUCUGCAGUGUGAGUGGGUUUGAAAUCCAGUGUGGAUAGCGCGAAGAGAUGCAACUGAGCCGAAAUUUUGAAGGCUGGUUGGGCUAGUGGGUCAUCAUUCACUUUCAGAUGACUGAUAACCACUGGGACUGCUGGGGCUUCACCAGCACGAGCUAUGCAGGUUGGGGGAGGCCCUGGCUUUUUCAGUGAUUGACGUUGACAUCAAUCAGGAGCUGGGAGUUGAGACCUCCAGGGAAGUCUCUUCUGGAGCCAUCGCAUUUCUCUCAAGGAGAUCAGUCCUGGGGAAGGCCUAGGGAUUUGUGGGCUGGUGAUGCGGGCACUGCAGACCAGGCCAGGCCCUCGGGUAAGGCUCUGAGGAGAGGCCAAAACCAGGCUUCAGGUUCGGGAAGGUGACUGCUUGCAACUGCAGUAGCAGGAACGUGUCAGGUGCUUACUGGGUGAGACCCAGCCCGGGAAGCCUCUCCAACUCCUCCUGGCCCUGGAAACCAGACAUCCAGAGCCCCAGGCUUUCUCGGCACCCAGAGGAAGUGGGGAGCGGGCAAAGCAGAAAACGUUCAAUGCAUGAUGUAGGAUUGCUGCCUCGGCACUAAGCUGUUGUAUUAAGCAUGAGAGGUGUUUGUUUAACGUUGGCAAAGGGAUUUAACAAGAAACAAAAAGCUUUGUGUCCUUGUUUUGACCAUUAACAGAACUUCCAUUUUCUUGCCUUUCUUUAUCCCCAUUUCUCCUCCUCCCUCCCCUUCCCCCAUCGCACCCACUUUCGGUCACUCAUUGUUGGUAUUUGGUGGCAGCUCUUGGUCCUGUUGCUGUGGAUGUUCCACUGAAAACACAGGGGGUAGGGGGGUGGUAAGGAAAGCAACUUUUUUCUAAUUUUUGUAUUGGUAUCCACAAGCGUUUGUAUUUUUUGAAUUGCAAACACUGUGUUUUCUGGUCUUUGGGGGUUGGUUGAACUUUCUGUAUUACCUUUUUGGAAAACCUGAGUUUUACCACAGUCUUAAGCAGAUUUGAAAUAAAUUCUUUUGACACUGCCAACAACAGAAA
This is a messenger RNA of Symphalangus syndactylus (siamang), 13752 nucleotides long. RefSeq names its product tripartite motif containing 67 (gene TRIM67). The record is from RefSeq and is a predicted model, not a curated record. Gene Ontology annotation, molecular function: zinc ion binding; protein binding. Gene Ontology annotation, cellular component: cytoplasm. Lineage: Eukaryota; Metazoa; Chordata; Mammalia; Primates; Hylobatidae.